CACACUGAAAUCAUGUGUUUUAAAGAAUAUUUGUUUACAUUUCUAAAACAGGGUUUUCAGAGCGUGCACGUCCGAAGCACACACACAGAAAGCGGCUGUCACACGACAUGUGUAUUUGACAUCAAAACAUCAACCGUGGCCAGCCUUGACAAGACUGCAUUUGGGGGCAGCAAUCAAACUGAACUGUUUGUUCCAGUAGCCGAGGUUGUGUGCAGCCCCUGGGGUUGUAAGCUGAUUAGCUGGCUGCUCCAUCCCACGCUGCUCCUGGAGGGAGGAGAUUUGGAGCUAAAAUAACCCCUAAGUCCUCUCAGCAACAUGUUUACAGGUAGAACGAGAGAGGUUGGCUUCAGCUUUUUUUGGGAUGUGACGACCAGCUCUCCGGAUGUUUCUCUGUUGCAGCUGAAGUCUAAGAUCUCAGUCAGGAUACUUAACCUGAUUUCAUGCGUGUGUCUGUAGGAGCGUGCGUACGAGCUCUGGAGCGGGUCUUAUUCUUUGUUUCCAUGCCGACCCUCAGGAUGGUGUGAGUCUGUUGUCUUUUGGUGGGCUGAAGGCAGCGAGGUAUCCCGCAGUCCUGAGCACUGCUAGCAUGCCUGUGCAUCAGAUAUCGGUUGUGCCCAUCGCCAAGGAGACUGCCAGCAGCUCCAGCCGGAAUAGAGACAGGAGUAAAGAGAAUGAGGCUGAGAAGGCACCUGGGCGAUCAGGAAGUCGAUCCAGCAAUAUAUCUAAGGCGAGCAGUUCCACCCCAGGAGCUGUGCUGAACAGCAUCUCUCAAACAUCAGUUACACCCUCCUCCCAGGACAUAUGCAGCUCUAGUGGUCACACUAAACUUGAAGUAGAUGGCUCAGAUCAGACCACACCCAUCAUGCCCCUAAACCCCGCCUCCGACCCCGCCCCCACCGCAAAGCGGCAAGUCAAACGUCGUAUCCGUCGGCGCCGCGAGAGCACCGGUACCGUUGGCUGCACUGCUGAGUGUGUGGAGAAACCGAGACAUUCCCGGUUGCAUAAGCAAACACACACACACUCAGACUCCUCCUCAGAGGACGAGCAGCGCUGGAGGGAAGCUCGUUCCUGGAGCCGCCAGAAAGCACGACGGAGACGCAGCGGCAGCCGACACACGCAAGCGCAUCCCCGUGAGGAACGGGACGCGGCCAAGCACAUGUCUGUCAACUCAGACGAGGGACAGAAAGAGAACCAGCCACCACUGUGCAAGGGCCCCAACACCAGGGCCCACAAAAAGUUGUCAAAAAGAGAGGAGCCAAAAAGUGGGGGCCAAAGCCAGGCAGCCAGUCACAAAAAAGGGAAUGAGCGUGCUAGUAGUAGGAGUGCAAGUGAGGAGGAAGAGCCUUUUACAAAGACCUAUGAAGAGAGAGGUUCAGGAGACCCAAACAUGUCUGUCCCGUCCCCUUGUAAAUGCACUAUUCCCACCAAUCAAAAUGGCGCCACGCAACAAGCAUGCACUGAUGAUGAACUAGAGGUGUGCAGGAUCUGUCACUGUGAAGGGGACGAGGAGUGUCCGCUCAUCACCCCUUGCCGAUGUACGGGAAGUUUGCGUUUUGUGCACCAGGGCUGCCUGCACCAGUGGAUCAAGAGCUCUGAUACACGCUGCUGUGAGCUGUGCAAAUAUGACUUCAUCAUGGAGACACACCUCAAGCCUUUGCGCAAGUGGGAAAAGCUACAGAUGUCUACAAGCGAGCGACGGAAGAUCUUCUGUUCUGUGACUUUUCACCUGGCUGCUGUGGUGUGUGUCAUCUGGUCACUCUACGUCCUGAUUGACCGCACAGCUGAAGAGAUUCGACAAGGCAAGAACAAUGCGUUGGUGCGUUUGUCCCCUCUCAAUGCCGUAGGGGUGCUGGAUUGGCCGUUCUGGACCAAGCUCAUCGUGGUGGCGGUUGGCUUUGCUGGAGGACUCAUCUUCAUGUACAUUCAGUGCAAGGUCUACCUGCAGCUCUGGAGGAGGCUGAAGGCUUUCAACAGGAUCAUCUUUGUACAGAACUGCCCCGACACCGUCCGCAACGGAGAGAACAGGCCGCCCCCGGUCACCCAGAGCAACGGCACGCACGGGGCGGCAGAGGUUCCCGCUCCUCAGACACAAACAAACAUGGGAGGAGUGGAAAUGGCCCCUGUUUGACAAUGGAUGCUUGCUGCUCUGAACCUCAGUAGCUGAAAAGUUUAGGAAAGGGCUCCUGGUGUAUUUGACCAAAGUGAUGUGAUUCACAUAUUACAAAAGCACUUUUUUAUUUUUAUUAGAGGAUGGGUAAACGUACAUAGGAAGUUGCUAUAGGGCUGUCAAAUUGUGCGCAAUUUACUAUAUACAAAACAAGAUGUAAAAACAUUACCAUAUGUAAUCAUACCCCCAAUCCAUACUUAAGUGUUGUAAGGUAUUUCCCUAUUAUCUGAGCCAUUUAAAGGAAUAGUUCACCCAAAAGUGAAAAUUCUGUCAUUAAUUACUCACUUCAUGCCAUCCCGUAAGACUUCAUCUUCUGAACACAAAUUAAGAUAUUUUUGAUGAAAUCUAAGAGGUUUUCUGACCCGGCAUAGACAGCAAUGCAACCGAUGCGUUCAAGGCCCAAAAGGGUAGUAAGGACAUCAUUUAGGUUUAUAUUACAUUUGAACCACUGAUGUUGCUUGGACUAUUUUAACAAUGUCCUUACUACUUUUCUGGGCCUUGAAUGUGUCAGUUGUGUUGCUGUCUAUGAAGGGUCAGAAAGCUUUCAGAUUAAAAAAAAAUCUUAAUUUGUGUUCCAAAAAUGAACGAAGGUCUUACAGGUUUGGAACGACAUGAGGGUGAGAAAUUAAUGGCAGAAUUUAAAUUUUUGGGUGAACUAUUCUUUAAACAACUUAGCUUAAACAACCUUCAUGUUUUUUGCAAAUCUGCAGUCAUAUCGUAUCAUUAAGUCGAUUAAAAAGGCAAGACACUACAGGCAAAAUUGUUUUUAAGCACUAGUCAGUGUUGAGAUUUUGGGCUAUUUGGCUUUUCAUAAUGUUUUAGAGUCAAGAAAACAUCCAAAAUACGCAUAUAAGUGUUGCACAUUUCAAUUUGCAUCUGUAGAUUUAAAUUACAAUAUGUAUCUUUCAAGGCCUUUUCUCAAAAAGAGUGUUUUUUUAUACAUCUAACUUUAUAGCUUUAUUUCUAUCUAUAUUCUACAGGGUUUUAGUGAAGGGUUUGUUCAUGUAUAAUUUACCUGUAUUUAUACAAUAUUUUAUUUCUAAAAACAUGGUGAAAACAUUAUUUUCUGACUAUUGACAGUAUUUUCUGAUUUAUGGAGUGAUAAAAAGAGAUAUUGAAAAGCUCUUCUAAUGACUCUAAUAUGGUUAAGGUCAAAAGUUUACAUCCCUCUUUC
This is a messenger RNA of Labeo rohita (rohu), 3341 nucleotides long. RefSeq names its product membrane-associated ring finger (C3HC4) 1 (gene marchf1). NCBI's taxonomy places the organism in Eukaryota, Metazoa, Chordata, Actinopteri, Cypriniformes, Cyprinidae. Gene Ontology annotation, cellular component: late endosome membrane; cytoplasm; early endosome membrane. Gene Ontology annotation, molecular function: zinc ion binding; ubiquitin protein ligase activity; MHC protein binding. The coding region runs from base 587 to 2128 and encodes 513 amino acids. Gene Ontology annotation, biological process: immune response; antigen processing and presentation of peptide antigen via MHC class II; protein polyubiquitination. The transcript has 10 exons. The record is from RefSeq and is a predicted model, not a curated record.